AAUAAUUUCUCAAUCGUUGUUCAAGUUCACUGCUGCCCCCAUCGUCUUAUUCUCCUCUUUUACACACUCUUUCCACCGCUUUUUCCGCGCAAGCCCUUUUCAUCUCCCACUCUCCUCCCUAAACUCUGCAGUUUCAGCAACCCAUUACACACACACACACACACACAGUAAUAUGAGAGGGCCAUUGGGAGCUGUUGUAGGCACAACACACCCAGCUUCAACUGAAAUGAGUGGUGAUAAUAAUGGCAUCAUCAAGCACAACAGGAGGUGCAGAGAUGUAGUGUUUCUUGUCUUCUUCAUUGCUUUCUGGGUUGCUAUGAUUGUUAACUCUAGCUUUGCUUUUAACCAAGGAAACCCUUUGAGGCUUAAUUUUGGCUUGGACUAUGAGGGCAAUGUAUGUGGUGACAGACAUGCACAUCGUAACCUUCGUGAACUGGAACUUCAUUACUGGCUAAAUCCCAACCAGGUUUACCAAAGCGGUUUGAAGAAUAGUCAAUUCAAGCUUGGCAAUGCUAGAAGUGUGUGUUUGUUGGAUUGCCCAAACCCAUCAGAGGAUUCUCUAGGUUGGGUAUGUGAUUAUCCUGAUGGCGAGAUUCAUCUCUCAAUAGAUGACUGGAUUGAUAGAAAUUACGACUAUUUUGCCGAUUUAACCCCGCAACUAAGAAAUAGUUCUCUUCAGCUUCAAGGUCCUUGCUACCCCAUCGUGUUUCCAAGUGUAAAUGUCUAUUGGAGCUGCCAGCUUAUUGCGCGUGCAUCAAAUGCCUCUUUGCGGCAUUGGAGGGAGAUGGGUGGAGUGAGCAUUGUUGAGGACAUUCUAAUAGAUAAAUCCAUUCACAGGUCUAUCAACUCGCAUUCAUCAGUCUUGAAGAGAUAUGUAGCUGAUGUUGGGAAAGCUUGGCCUGUUUUGAUUGUUUGUGGUGGAAUUGUACCCUUGUUUCUGUCCGUGAUAUGGCUUUUGCUGAUCCGACAUUUUGUUGCUGGAAUGCCAUGGAUAACUGUCAUCCUCUUCAAUGUUCUUAUAAUAUCAGUCACAAUGUUCUACUACUUGAAAGCUGGAUGGAUCGGAAAUAGUGCAAUCUCUCCAAUCAUUGGUGAGCGUGAUCCCUACUACACUGUCUCUGCAAGGGAGUUGAAUCAUAUUCGUGUUGCUGCUGUUUUUAUGACUGCGGUGAUGAUUGUUGCCAUUCUUUCCUCUAUAGCCAUCAUUCGACGUAUCUUAAUGGCAACAUCUGUCUUAAAGGUUGCUGCAAAGGUCAUAGGAGAAGUCCGUGCACUUAUUAUUUUUCCACUCAUUCCAUAUGCCAUCCUAGCAGUUUUCUACAUGAUUUGGCUGUCAGCUGCGCUCCAUCUUUUCAGUUCUGGUCAGGUUGUUCAGAAUGAUUGCAAUGCCAACUGCUGUGCGUAUGACCUCAAAACGAAACGGGUCAGCUGUAACAGUUGUUGUGGCUAUAGCAUACACUAUACAUCUCACAUCGGAGCUGCAAUCCUUUUCCACUUGUUUGGGUGCUAUUGGGCUACACAAUUCUUUGUUGCAUGCUCCUCCACCGUAAUCGCCGGUUCUGUUGCUUCAUACUAUUGGGCUCGUGGAGCCCGAGGUGAAACUGCGCCUAAGGUUCCAUUUCUUCCAGUGUUUUCCUCAAUGAAGCGGCUUGCUCGGUAUAGCAUUGGAUCUGUUGCUAUCGGUUCUCUAAUCGUGAAGUUUGUUGAAUCUACUAGAUUUAUACUCGAGGCAAUACGUCGAAGACUGAAAGUUGCGGAUAUUAUGCCUGAAAGUUGGAUUGGAAAAGUGGCAUACCAUUCUUCAAAUAGUUGCUUGAGAUGUAUUGGAUGGACCAUUAAAUCAGUGAACCGCAAUGCAUAUAUUAUGAUUGCUAUCACAGGUGAAGGUUUCUUCAGAGCUUCUGAGAUGUCUACAGAGUUAAUUAUCAGUAACAUUCUUCGGAUCGGUAAAGUGAACAUUAUUGGAGAUGUUAUCCUUUUCUUGGGCAAGUUAUGUGUGAGCCUUUCAAGCGUGCUUUUUGCUUUCCUCAUGUUGGAGUCUCACAGAUAUAGGUCCGCCCACAAUAAAAUCUCUUCGCCUCUAUUUCCUGUGCUGGCAUGCUGGGUUCUGGGCUACGUCGUUGCUACCCUAUUCUUUGCAGUUGUCGAGAUGUCAAUAGAUACAAUCAUCCUCUCAUUCUGCCAGGAUUCUGAAGAGCAUCAAGGGACUGCCCAAUUUGCAUCUCCCCUUUUAAUGGAAACCUUGAAUGACCAAAACGAGGUGCAAAGACUAACACAAUGAUGUUCUUUGAAAAUACUUCACUAGCAAACUCAUUUCCUUUAUCGGAGUAGUUUAGCGUGUUAUGGUUUAGUGUAUGAUUCCGUUCUCUACUGACAUUUUGCCGGCUGUUUAACUAUCUGAAAUUUCGCUACUCGCCUACUGUAUAUAUACAAUUUUCCCCGGGCAA
Messenger RNA from Daucus carota subsp. sativus, 2447 nucleotides. Its product is annotated as choline transporter protein 1. The transcript has 10 exons. Gene Ontology annotation, molecular function: transmembrane transporter activity. Lineage: Eukaryota; Viridiplantae; Streptophyta; Magnoliopsida; Apiales; Apiaceae. The coding region runs from base 173 to 2281 and encodes 702 amino acids. Gene Ontology annotation, biological process: transmembrane transport. The record is from RefSeq and is a predicted model, not a curated record.